GGGUGCGGAUGCACAAUCAGAGGAUGCUUCAGCCCGUUAUUCCUCAGUAUCCAGUCUCUCUCGAGUUGGAUCUCCCAGUGUUUUCAUCGAGAAAGUGAAGGAAAACACCAAGUGAUAUGCUACAUACAUUUUAUUUUUUGUAGAAAACGAAAUUGUACUUAAUGAAGAAUGGAAUUUCGUGGGAUCAAGGCGAGCAGAGACUGUACAAUCUCUGUCGCUGAGUGAGUAUCUAUCUCACUGUUUCUGAUUGUGCUGCUACGGAAAUGCUUGAAACUGCUGCAUGAAUGGUCGUGGGUAACACCGGGGAUUGCGGUAGGCUACAUUGCGAAGCUAUCCCCUGACUAACAGACAAUGUGCCCACUCAAGCCUGGCUCAGAACGUAUCCGAUGAAUGAUUCCUUGUUUAAUUUGCCUUUUGGGUUGUAACGAAGAUCAAUGGAGAGACCUGCGCGUCCGUGCGCCCUGGUACCAUUUGUACACUAAUGUUGUGUUAAUUUGGGUUACAUGUCCCUACUGAAAUUCCCAGCUUCAAGGCUCAUACAACGUUGAUGCUGGAUAAUUCAGCAACAUUGUUGUAAAAAUGCUGAACAGCGUUUUGUUGCUCAGCGUUUUAACUGUGACCAGUUUCGCAUCAAAGACGGAGAGCCGCAAAACAUCGAAAGAAAUUUGUAAGAACCGCUGCUCCUGUGAGGAAAAGGAGAAUAUAUUGAGCAUUAACUGCGAAAACAAAGGAUUUACAACGGUGAGUCUAUUUCAGCCUCCACCGAACAAAAUCUGCCAACUCUUUCUCAAUGGAAACUUUCUUUCGAGACUGAAUCCGAACGAGUUUAUUAAUUAUGGUAAUGUCACAUCCCUUCAUCUGGGAAACAACGGGUUACAGGAGAUACAGACUGGAGCUUUUACUGGACUGAGGUUUUUAAAACGACUUCAUCUCAACAACAAUAACUUGGAGAUAAUCAAGGAAGACACCUUUGCUGGUUUAGAGUGUUUGGAGUAUUUACAGGCAGAUUAUAAUUACAUCAGUGCCAUUGAAGCAGGUGCAUUCGGCAAAUUAAAUAAACUCAAAGUCCUGAUUCUCAACGACAACCUCAUGCUGUCUCUUCCCAACAAUGUAUUUCGUUUCGUUAUGUUAACACAUUUGGAUCUAAGGGGGAACCGGCUUAAGAUGCUGCCUUUUGCUGGUGUGCUGGAGCACAUAGGCGGCAUUAUGGAGAUCCAACUGGAGGAGAACCCGUGGAAUUGCACCUGUGAUCUGAUACCCUUAAAAGCCUGGCUGGACACCAUCUCGGUCUUUGUAGGGGACAUCGUGUGCGAGACCCCAUUUAGACUGCAUGGAAAGGACAUUACGCAAUUGAUUAGGCAAGAUCUAUGCCCCCGACGUAAUGCUGGUGAUUCUAAUCACCGCGCAAUGCUGCCCCCCUCUGAUUCCCAAUACGACGGCCCCUCUCCCACCCUACACCCCGGGGUCACUCCAACAAAAGCCCCACGAGCCUCCCGUCCCCCUAAAAUGAGAAAUCGCCCUACACAACGGGUAACGUCUGGUAAGGACAAACAAGUGCUGGGGCCUAUAAUGGUUUAUCAGACUAGGUCCCCUGUUCCCAUGACCUGCCCUAGUAUAUGCGUCUGUACCUCCCAGAACGCAGACAGUGGAUUAAAUAUCAACUGCCAGGAGAGAAAAUUGCAUAAUAUAACAGAGCUUACCCCUAAACCCUCCUAUCCAAAGAAAUUGCAUUUAACAGGAAAUUACUUACAUACCAUCUAUAGAACAGACCUAACCGAAUACAGCACACUAGAGCUCCUCCAUUUAGGAAAUAAUAGGAUAGCUGUUAUUCAGGACGGGGCCUUUGACAACCUGGCUAAUCUACGGAGACUUUACCUCAAUGGCAAUUACAUUGAAAGUCUAUCCCAAUCAUUAUUCGUGGGGCUGCAGAGCCUUCAAUAUUUAUACCUGGAGUACAAUGUCAUCAAGGACAUUUUACCACAGACGUUUAACUCAUUACAGAAUCUGCAGCUGCUGUUCCUGAACAACAAUCUACUAAGAUCGCUUCCCGACAAUGUUUUUUGGGGGACUAUGCUAACAAGACUGAACCUGAGGAACAAUCACUUCUCCCACCUGCCGGUGCGCGGUGUGCUCGACCAGCUCUCCGCAUUCAUUCAGAUCGAUCUGCAGGAGAACCCAUGGGAUUGCACAUGCGACAUCGUUGCCCUUAAAAACUGGAUGGAGCUGUCCAGUACCAGCGUAGUGGUAAAUGAAAUCACUUGUGAUUCGCCCUCCAAACACGCAGGGCGGCUGCUCAGAUCUCUGCGCAAUGAUGCAAUUUGUCCCGAGCCGAACGAGGUCACAGUAGGCCUAAACAAGGCCCCCACCGUUAGUCCCAGCACCGACUCCACUCCCCCGUUUACCAUCACGUCAACAGAAGAGCAGAUACCCGAGAUGCACGCGGAGGUGCCCCUGUCUGUUCUCAUACUGGGACUGCUCGUGGUGUUCAUUCUGUCGGUCUGCUUCGGGGCUGGUCUUUUUGUAUUCGUCCUCAAACGACGCAAAGGAAUUGAUAGCGUCCCCACCAGUGCCAAUAAUUUAGAUAUAAACUCUUUCCAGGUACAGUAUGGUUCAUAUAGCUCAGAGCCCACUGCAGGUAAAACAGAGACACAUGUGUAUAACUACAUCCCUCCCCCCGCUAGCCAGAUGUGUCAGAACCCCAUCUACAUGCAGAAAGAUAGCGAGCAGGUGGCGUACUAUAGGAAUCUAAAAGAGCUAACUUUCAGCACCAUGGACCCGAAAAAGUUGGAUUUGCCCCCAAGCCAAUAUACCAUAAGCACAGUGGAACUCACUGAGAAACAAUCUUGUGGCAAUCGACAGCCGGAGCUGCUUUAUCAAAACAUUGCAGAGAGAGUUAAGGAGCUUCCGACUGCUGGCGAUCAGAAUUACAGUUUCUGCACUUUACCGAAAAGACAAUUCAUUCCUCCAUUUGAAACUACUAGACGACACAAACAGGACAGGUUGAAUAAAACUGUUCUCUAUGGGACUCCACGAAAUUAUUAUGCUGAACAAUCAAAAAAUGAACACCCUUUGCUGCCUGGGAAGCUAAAAACAGAACCAGACUACCUCGAAGUUCUGGAAAAACAAACUGCAAUGAGUCAGUUGUAAGAUAUGGCCCUACUUACUAUCAUCACACGUAUUACAUCGGUAUGUAUCUAUGUAUUCCACAAAUUGACGAGUCCAACUCAAACAAAGCAAUCUAAGCCUUUUUAUCUUUUUUAUUUUCCAGCUGUAUUGAGUCAACGUAGCCCUUUAUGCAGACAGUUCUAUUAUAUUAUUGGAGGUUUAAAAUAUUUAUUAUACUUUAAAUAUAAAGACUUUAGCAGGUACCGCAAGAACUAUGUAUAAUACUGCUGUGUGCAUUUUAUAUAAUAUAUUUUAUUUUCUCUGUGGAAACAAAUAUCCGUUUUAGAUGAAUAAUUGAGAAAUUACAUUCCUGUAUAUAAUAAUGAGUGUGAAACACAUGUAAAGGUUCCAUCCACAUGACGAUCCAUUUAUUCCAGAAGUGCCUUUGCACUCCGAGUAUUUUAUUUUUGCUUUCUGCAAAUGGAAAUUUGCUGUAUUUUAAGAAUCUUUAUGUACGAUUUAAUGAUUUGUCCAUUACAUUAAACAUAAUUGAAGAGGGUAUGAUAUGUAUGGUAAAUAAUGUUUUGAAUAUCUAAGUGUCUUUCAGGAUGUACAAUUUAGCGAAUUUCAUAACAUUGUAUGCUAUAGAUGAGCAAUAUAAGUGCCAUAAGAGCAAUUACAUUUUCACCGAAUCACUUUGUCAAGUCUGAACUUGAGGUGAGCAUUAUUAAGAUUAUAACUGUCCGUCUUUGUGUUUGUGUGUGUUAGUUUGUGUGUGUGCGCUCCCAUGUGAUGAGGGGUUGGGUGCUUUGGGGGCGGUAACAUCUCUCUAUUUGAUGGAAUCCAUAGACCACGGUGUAUUGAUGAGGAAUUUGCUGAGUACUUUUGGCACGAAUGACGAAUUUAUCACCAAGGGCCCUGACAGGAAUACCAUUAAUUUCACACGUAUUAUUUUUCAUCCAAAAGUUAGAGAGAAGCAGUGUCCACUAAAAGUGUAGAUUAUUUAUCUCUAUAUUCUGAAUUAAGCGUGAUAAAAACUGUCUCGAACAGGAACAACUACAGCUCUCCAGGAGCCUACUUGAAAGGCCCAAAUUAUGAUUAGUUCUCAAUGCUCCUCAUACACAAAAUUACUUGUUUUUAGUGGUUUUAAUGAGACAAGUUUAUAUUCUGCCCUUCAGGUGACAUUUGCUUUGAGGUCUGCUGUAGACCCAUACCUUCUUCAAGCCCAGAUUGUUCUGCUGUUUUUUCUCUCACUUUGUUUCCCGGCUGCUUCAAGUAGCUACUAUUGUGUCACUGUCCAUGUUGCAGUUUUUUUUUUCAGCUUGUGCAUUUUCUAUGGAUUCUACAGUGUGGGGACUUUUCACUUGAUUUGUUGGAUUUCACAUUGACUUUGUAAAGAGUGCACAAUGUUGUUUUUUUAAUCACAGGUUGUUAAUCACAUUGGUCAACUUAAUUAAUGAAAUAAGUGUCUACUGAGAACCAACUCAAAUUGGGAAUUUACGUUAGCAAUAACUGGCCUUCUGAUUUGAUUGAAUCAUGGAUUUUAUGCUUAAACAUUUUCAAUACACAACACCGACGAUGAAAAAGUUCAUUAUGUGAGUCUUAUCUUAUAAUACUGAUAUUCUGCUUGUGGGUAAGUGAGCUUGUGCUUGUGGAUAACUAGCAGAGGCCAUUGAGUUGGUGUGAGUGAGACUGAGUGAGAGUUCUGUUCAUUCCUUCUGAAACAGAGUGAUUUUUUUUGCCUGGGCACAAUGGGCCUCUGUGUUGCUGUUUACUUGCGCUGUGGAGAAUGAGGGGUUGGACAUGUCUUGCACACCAAUGAGGCAUCUAGCUCCCACAGUCCCCACCACACUCCUCCUCUCCUCAUAUCACACAUGGGACUGGGAGGAGGAGAGUUGGUGAUGGCAUGCAAUAGCUUUACAACAGACGCUAUCAAUCACUCCGGUCAGUUCACACCAGAAAAUAGGAUAAAAUAUUAUAAAUUGCUUCACAGUUUGAGGUUGAGUGACUAUUAUGUUGUUUGGGACAUUUGAGUAGUUUUGUCACAAAGGAUUUCCUUCAAUCCAUGGAUCCUAUAAAGGAAGCAGUUGUUAUGUAUCUUUAUUGAUCAACAGAUUGUAAUUGAUUCACUCUCCCUUUUUCAUUUAAUUCCAACAAUAUGGUUCCUGUUGUAGACAGGAAGGGGAUGUAAACCUUGACCUUGCUAUGCUAAGGCACUAGCGGUGAACUAGAGUGAAUCAAUGGAGACUGCUUUCAGAUGCUUGCUGCUAGGGGCCUCAAUCCCAGACCUCUUCAGAAAUACUCUCGGCGAAGUUCAUGUUCAUUCAAAGGUCGGACUGUCUUUUUUUCCUCUUUGAUUUGUGAUGAGGCCCAACGAGAGUUGCCUAUGCUUGUUGUGUAUGAUACUGAAUCUCUUUGACAUGGUGGAGACCACGAGACCUGUGGGAAGCAUGGAAGGUCUAUGUUCCUCCUUCCCAGUGUCCCCGGGAUUGGCCGGAGUCACAACCAAUUCACUCUCAAAGUAAUGAAGUGAUAUUUUGAAACAAAUAGCAAGGUCAGGGUCUGUGACAUAUUUAAUGAACCUUUAUUUUAUAACCUUUACAUAUUACUAUUUCAUAUUUUGGAUCAAUAUAGAUGCAUUGUUCCACAUUAACUAUCAGAUUGUAUAGUUUAUCUAAGAAAUGUUCAGAUAAAUGCAAGGCUCCUAUAUGGUAAACAGUGCUACAGGAAUAUUUGAUAUUGAUUAAAUCAAAGUAAUCAA
This is a messenger RNA of Salmo salar (Atlantic salmon), 5866 nucleotides long. RefSeq names its product SLIT and NTRK-like protein 2. Gene Ontology annotation, biological process: axonogenesis; positive regulation of synapse assembly. Gene Ontology annotation, molecular function: protein binding. NCBI's taxonomy places the organism in Eukaryota, Metazoa, Chordata, Actinopteri, Salmoniformes, Salmonidae. The record is from RefSeq and is a predicted model, not a curated record. Gene Ontology annotation, cellular component: glutamatergic synapse.